This is a messenger RNA of Loxodonta africana (African savanna elephant), 4405 nucleotides long. Its product is annotated as small ribosomal subunit protein uS5-like. Lineage: Eukaryota; Metazoa; Chordata; Mammalia; Proboscidea; Elephantidae. The coding region runs from base 1 to 882 and encodes 293 amino acids. The record is from RefSeq and is a predicted model, not a curated record. The transcript has a single exon. Gene Ontology annotation, biological process: translation. Gene Ontology annotation, cellular component: cytosolic small ribosomal subunit; ribosome. Gene Ontology annotation, molecular function: structural constituent of ribosome; RNA binding.
AUGGCGGAUGAUGCCGGUGCAGUGGGAGGGCCUGGAGGCUCCGGGCGCCCGGGAAUGGGAACCCGUGGUGGUUUCCGCGGAGGGUUUUGUAGUGGCCUGUGGGGCCAAGGUCGUGGCCAUGGCCAUGGCCGGGGCCAAAGCUGCGGAGCUCAUGGAGGCAAAGCCGAAGAUAAGGAGUGGCUUCCCGUCACCAUGCUGGGCUGCCUGGUCAAGGACGUGAAGAUCAAGUCCCUGGAGGAGAUCUAUCUCUUCUCCCUGCCCAUCAAGGAGUCCAAGAUCAUUGACUUCUUCUUGGGGAUGGCCCUCAAGGAUGAGGUUUUGAAAAUCAUGCCUGUGCAGAACCAGACGCGUGCUGGCCAAUGGACCAGAUUCAAGGCAUUUGUUGCCACUGGGGACUACAACAGCCACGUUGGCCUAGGUGUGAAUUGUUCCAAGGAAAUGGCCACCACCAUCCGUGGGACCAUCAUUUUGGCAAAGCUCUCCAGUGUCCCUGUGCAGCGAGGCUACUGGGGCAACAAGAUAGGCGAGCCCCAUAGUGUUCCCUAUAAGGUGAGUGGCCGCUGUGGCUCUGUGCUGGUGCGCCUCAUCCCUGCACCCAGGGGCACUGGCAUAGUCCCAGCCCUUGUGCCCAAGAAACUGUUGAUGAUGGCUGGAAUCGAUGACUGCUACACCUCAGCCAGGGGCUGCACUGCCACCCUGGGCAACUUCGCUAAGGCCACCUUUGAUGCCGUCUCCAAGACCUAUAGCUAUCUCACCCCUGAGCUCUGGAAAGAGACUGUGUUCAGCGAGUCUCCCUACCAGGAACUCACUGACCACCUGGUAAAGACUCACACCAGAGACUCUGUGCAGAGGAUCCAAGCUCCAGGUGUGGCCACCUCAUAGUGGUUUUUAUACAAAAAAAAUAAAGUGAAUUAAGCCUGUUUAAAAAAAAAUUAACAUUGCCACUCCUGCUCUUUUGUGAUUGUUGUUUGUUUGAUAUAUUUUUUUACAUCCUUUGAGUUUUAGUUUGUUUGUGUCUCUAAGUCUGUGUCUCUUGUAGGUAGCAUGUAGAUGGAUCUUUUUUUUAUCCAUUCUGCCACUCUCUGUCUCUUUAUUGGUGCAUUUAGUCCAUUUACAUUCAGUUUAAUUAUGGAUAGAUAUGAGUUUAGUGCUAUCAUUUUGAUGUCUUUUUUUUUAUGUGUUGUUGAGUUUCUUUUUCCCACUUAAUUUUUUGUUCUGAGUAGUUUAUCUUUAUAUAUUUUCUUUUCUUCUUAUUCAUUGUUGUUAAUUUUGUUUCUGCUGAGUCUCUAUUUUUUCCUUGUAUUUUAUUUUCAUGAGUAGGAUUAUUAGUCUCCUUUGUGGUUACCUUAAUAUUUAACCCUAUUUUUCUAAGUUUCAACCUAACUUUUAUUUCUUUAUAUUGUUUUGUCCUUCUCUAGAUAUGAAAGAUCUAUGUCUACAUUUCUUCACCCUUCUUUAUCAUUUUAAUGUUGUCUUCUUUUACAUAAUGACAUCGCUGUUUCCCUGUUUUGAGCAUUUUUUUAUCUUGAUUUAUUUUUGUGGUUUCCCUGUCUGGGUUUACAUCUAGUCACUCUGUCUUGUGUUCUAGUGUUGGGCUGAUAUCUGAUAUUAUUGAUUUUCUAAACAGAGAUCUCCCUUUAGUAUUUCUUGUAGUUUUCGUUUGGUUUUUACAAAUUCCCUAAACUUCUGUUUAUCUGGAAAUGUCCUAAUUUCACCUUCAUAUUUCAGAGACAGUUUUGCUGGAUGUAUGAUUCUUUCCUGGCAAUUUUUUUCCCUCAAUGCUUUUUAUAAGUCAUCACAUUGCCUUCUUGCCUGCAUGGUUUGUGCUGAGUAGUCUGAGCUUAUUCUUAUUGACUCUCCUUUGUAGGUGACUUUUCAUUUACCCCUAGCUGCUCUUAAAAUUCUCUCUUUAUCUUUGGUUUUGGCAAGUUUGAUUAUAAUAUGUCUUGGUGACUUUCUUUUAAGAUCUACCUCAUGUGGAGUUCGAUGAGCAUCUUGGAUAGAUAUCGUAUCAUCUUUCAAGAUAUCAGGAAAGUUUUCUCCCAACAAAUCUUCAACAAUUCUCUUUAUUUUCUGUUAUCACUCCCUGUUCUGGUACUCCAGUCACUCUUAGGUUAUUUCUCUUGCUAGAGUCCCACAUGUUUUUUAGGGUUUCUUCAUUUUUUUUAAUAUUUUUAUCUGAUUUUACUUCAGAUAUAUUGGUGCCAAGUGUUUUAUCUUCAAUCUCACUAAUUCUGCCUUCCACUUGCUCAAUUCUGCUCCUCGCAGUUUCUAAUGAAUUGUCUAAUUCUGUCAUUUUAUUUUUAAUUUUCUGAAUUUCUGAUUGCUGUCUCACUAUGGAUUCUUGCAUAUUAUUAAAUUUUUCAUUAUGUUCUUGAAUAACCUUUUUAACUUCCUCAGCUGCUUUAUGUGUGUGUUCCUUGGCUUGUUCUGCAUAUUGCCUGAUCUUCCUGAUGUUGUUCCUGAUGUCUUGAAGAGUUCUGUAUAUUAAUCUUUUGUGUUCUGCAUCCUUUGUCCAGAGGAUCCCUCGAUUCUUUGUUUUGAGAGCUUGUUGAAGCGAUCAUGAUCUGCCUCUUUAUGUGAUUUGAUAUCGACUGUUGUCUCUGAGCCAUUUAUAAGUUAUUAUAUUAGUUUAUUUUAUGUUUGCUUACUGUAUCCUAGCUUCUUGCUUUAUUUUGUUUUGAUAUGCCCAAAUAGGUUGCUUGAGUGAGCUAGCUUGAUUAUUUUUUGCCUUUGAAGCUCUGACUUCCUGUCAUCAGAUGGCUAGAGCUGUUAUCAUGUAUAUGAGCCCAGAAGUCCAUUCACUUUUCUUGUAUGGAUUCAGCUCAGGUGUCCAGGUAGUUGGUGAUCAAGUGUGUGGUACAGGCUCUGUCCUACAGUCUUAGAAGGGCAAGGGUUUUUGGUGUAGGUACAAUUAUUUGGUUGCAGCAGGGGUCACACUCUGAACAAGGCAGAGGGCUGACAACCAUCCCCCAAGUGUCUCUGAGGGAAGCACGUCCCUGUUCCCUAGAGUGCACAGGUGGGUGGGUUCUGAAGACGGACCAUGGGCACCCAAUGCUUUUGGUUGUAAGGACUGGGAGGUACCGGUUAUCCUUGGACCUCUGUCAUGGGUGCCUGGGUGAUGUGGGUGAGCCAUCUGUCCUUAGGCCCCUGAUAUGGGUAGGUGAAGACCCUGUUUAAUAGGCAAAGUAGUGUCAAACAUUUCAACACCCACCUCUCUGCUGCACAGCUGAAACUGUUGCAAUCUGCCAACAAGGGCCUAUUCCCCUGAAAUAGGCCCACACAGGUCCAUGUGGGGUGGUGGGGGAGGGAAGGUAUUCUAAGUUCAUGGACGUUUUAUGCCUGAACAGAAGCUGCUUCUGAUCUGAGCUCCCCAUGUUAGUAGAACUGACAGAUUAUGUUUUUCUCCAAUUGUGAGUUUAUUCUUUCUCCAAGGAUGGGAGAAUGGCUCAGGAUGCUCAGCAGGACCUAUCUCAGGCUCAGGGAAAUCAACAGCCAUCGAAGAUGGCCUGGGGGUUGGGGGUGUGGUAAAAUACAUGCAAUUACUCGGCUUUUCCCAAGAGCACUGUUCUUCUCUGGUUCUGGAGGUGUGAGCAGGCUGUGCAGCUGGCUGUCUCUCCCUGAGGAAACUGCAGCUGGAACACUACUGCCAGCCUGCUGCAGUUGCUCCCGGUAAUGUGGCCUGAGGGUUCCCGGCGAUUGAGAUCUGGCAACUCCUCUAUGCUUUUGAACGCUUUCUCCCUCCCCUUGCCACUCAGUCUGUUUUUAAGUUUUCCUUUGAUGUUCAGGGCUCCUAGCUUGUCAUAAAUAUAAUCAUUUCACUUGUUUUAUCGGGUCUUUGUUGUAAGAGGGAUCAGUGGAAGCAUAUGACUACUCCGCCAUCUUGGGCCCACCUCCUCCUUUAUUGAUUUCAAACCAUGCAAUAUCCCCUUGUUCUGUUAGAAUGACUGCCUCUUGAUCUGUAUACAGGUUCUGUAUGACAACAAUUAUUGUUCUGAAAUUUCUAUUCUUCACAAUGUUAUCCAUAAUUUGUUAUGAUCCUCACAGUCAAUCAUAACAAAUAAUAGGUUGUUAUAAUUGGUUCUUUUUUUGGGAAAGAGGGACACAGGGAAAGUCACAGGUUGAUUUUUUUAAGGUUAAUUAUCCAUGGAAAUGCCAGUGGAAAUGCCACCUGCUGCAAUUCCUCAAGGUCUGAUUGGAAGAGAUGGGAAUUGCGCAAAGGUUUUUUUCAUUUGGAGCUUUGUGAUGUUGGCAUGUCCAGCAUUCAGGAAAAUUGAUGGCAGUGGCUAUUUGUAAAAGGUUAUUCGUUAUGUAAUAGGUUAUAUUACAUACCUUAAAAUAGGUAAUUAAUUUUUAUAAUGUAGCAGUAUAUGCAUACAAUGAAGUACUAUAUAGCAGCAAACAA